CACUCACUCGCUUUUCCCCCUCACAACAUUCACUUCCUGACAACCACUGCCAAAAGGACUAACAGGCGCAGCAUAGCCCCAGAUUCCAUCACUCGAGGAGGGCCUAGAAGAAAAUAAAAAACACAGACAAGACAGAAGAGAAAAAAAGUUAAAACUGGAGCCCAGUGUUUUGACACUUUGGAUGUCUGUGUCGCUUGCUUGUAGCUUCAGCAUUAAUGGCAACCGAUGGCGAAUAAAGGAGGUUGACUCAGACAGAUUUUGUGAGAUAGCUGAUGAAUAUCAACCCACAAGCCAUCUGCAGUAUUAAUUGGAAGUUUUCACAACUUAUUCACUGAAAAUUUGCAACUGGAUCGAAGUUGAUAAAAAGCUACGAAAGAGAGUCAAGGACAACUUUCCUAAACUUGGACAAGGUGUUUAGAUUGAGCGUGGCUGCGUUGCUGGCAAGGAUCAGAGCAGCCCGACUUGGCUUGGUGGUACGGUUCUGGGCGAUGACAUACGGCGGUCCCCCAGGAUGUUAAGCUUGGAUGGCUUGGAGAUGAUCGCUGUGUUGGUGGUCAUGGGUCUCUUCAUCAAAGUCCUGGAACAAUUUGGGAUGUUCGAGCCUGUUGGUGGGGAAGACAGUGUUGAAGAUGACUUUGAGCUGUCCACUGUGUGCCAUCGCCCUGAGAGCAUGGACAAGCUGGAAGAGCAGACAAAGUUCACCAAGAAGGAGUUGCAGGUCCUCUACAGGGGCUUCAAAAAUGAGUGUCCGAGUGGAGUGGUGAAUGAGGAGAACUUUAAAAACAUUUACUCCCAGUUCUUUCCUCAGGGAGAUUCGAGUAUGUAUGCACAUUUCCUGUUUGAAGCCUUCGACACCAACAAGAAUGGCUCCGUUAGUUUCGAGGACUUUGUUUUUGGUCUGUCCAUCAUCUUGAGAGGGACGAUUAAUGACCGACUAAACUGGGCUUUUAACCUAUAUGACCUGAACAAAGACGGCUGCAUUACCAAAGAGGAAAUGCUGGACAUCAUGAAGUCUAUCUAUGACAUGAUGGGAAAAUACACGUACCCCUCUAUGAUGGACGAUGCUCCAAGAGAACACGUGGAGAGCUUCUUUCAGAAAAUGGACCAGAAUAGAGAUGGGGUGGUCACCAUAGAUGAAUUUAUUGAUUCAUGUAAAAAGGAUGAGAACAUCAUGCAGUCCAUGGAGCUGUUUGACAAUGUCAUCUAAGGAUCUGGACCAGUGAGGAUACUGGCACCAGGGAGGGGAGUGGUGUUGGCAGAAAAGGCAUCAGGACUGAAGAGAUAGAACGAGUUUGUGAAUGUUUGUGUGUCUGUGUGUGUGGCUGAGUGGGAUACAGGCCUGAGCUUGUGUCCUCGCUGAGAACUGUGAAUCCUUUGGGCGCAGAGACCAUCACCCUCCUCCUGGACCUCCAGUGGCAUUUAUUCCAGCAACGUUGGAGUUUCCAUGACUCCCAGGCUAAUCAUAAAGAACCUUAAUUAGUUUUAUCCUUAAGCACAGACAAAGAAUGCUUGCAGUGGGCUUACAGCAACUAGCACACCCCCAGGUGUUUCAUUUGAACUUUUAUUUAUUACUGUGUCUAGCGGGUCAGUUAUUACAGCCUGCAAAGGCUGGACUCAGCUGGAUCAAGUUUCCUUUGAAACCUUGAUCUGAAAUAACUUUCUCCUUUUGCCCUAAUAUGCUCGAUAUUUGGAUGUGUGAUUCUGAUCUUGCCUCUGUUGCGCUGUGCGGGAACACCUCCCUGGAGCCGAGAGGAAACGUGGAAAUGAGUCUGUGGCCACCUGGUGGACAUGACAGAGAAAGACACUUCCUAAUGGAGCGACCAACAAAUUGAAGAUCCCAGAGAGCCGAGGUGAAAACUAAACAAAAGUGUUGUUUUCCAAGAGAAACUGACUUCAGUAUCGCAUGAUGAUGUCACUAAUAUCUAAUUGCAUAUUUAAAGAAAUACUCCAAAGUCUGCUCGUCUGUCUGCUGUUCCUAGUCAUUCACAGGUGCCUCACCCUCUGUGUGUGUGCGUGUGUGCGUGUGUAUCAGGAAGCCACGUUGUCUGUCUUACAGAUGAGUCCACGCAGUGGGUCAGCACCCAUGUUUAUUCAUGGGUUAGACUAAUUUCUGGCCUUCGAAACUAUCCAGUCCUAGCAGUAGCUGUCUGAUGACUGUUGUAAUGUUUUAGCAUUCUCAGUGGAAUGACAAUUAGCCAGUGCAAUGUUGGAAUAGCACUAUAGUUGAUCAGCUUUUGACCAGUCAAACCAUGUCAGUAUGACUGUGCAAACCACAGUCAUACUGGGCUUUCAAAUUUCAUUAAAGGGAAAAUCAGUGUAUCUAAGACAGUAUGUGUGAAAUUCUUUUUACCUGAAAUGUCAUGUGGUUGUAGCAGGUUCUACCACUUCAAAAUCAUGUUUAUUUUGAAUAUAAGGCUAUUUAGCUUUUGCAGAGUUAAAAUAUGAUGAAUAUGGAUAUUUUUGCCCCAUGUCCGCCACAUUUCCCUUUUCUUAUUAUUCACAUUUCUUCCACCAAAGAGGAAAUAUUAGACAUAUGUGAGUCUAAUGGAUAUGAGACACUGUAAUCAGUGAGGCAAAAAGCACUUAGAGAUAAAAGUAUGCAGUUUGCCUGCUCACUGUCAAUGUCAUUCAACCUGCACGAUAAGCUGUUAUGAAUAUUUCUUUAAAAAUGUUUACAUCUAACAUAUAAUUUGCCUCUUUUUAUACCAGAACAUCACUGAGUUCUAACACCUUGUUACCAGAGGCACUGAAACAUUAAUUCAGAGAACCUAACAUGGAAUAGCAAUAAUGUUCUCCAACACAGUACCUUUCCAUUUCCACCCAAUCUCUCACCUCCUUCAAACCAACUGCAUUUUUUAUGAUUUUAUUUCACACAAUACUAACUCUAUGGUUUUGUUUACACAUGCAUUAUUUUUUUUAUUUUACUAGAACAGAGUUUCAGCUCAGUUAAGUUUCUGACUACAGUAAAACCUGUCUAUACCCGCAUGUACUGUGUCUAGAAAAAUGAAAAGUUACAUGUACUGAUUGUCUGGUUAGCUAGCUGCUGGUUGCAUCACAUAUUCAAAAUGUAUAUAUUUUGUACAGAGAUAAUAAAAAUCAGUUACUAUGCAACAUGGGAUGAAAUUUGAA
Molecule: messenger RNA, 3129 nt
Organism: Poeciliopsis prolifica (blackstripe livebearer)
Lineage: Eukaryota; Metazoa; Chordata; Actinopteri; Cyprinodontiformes; Poeciliidae
Product: Kv channel-interacting protein 2-like
Exons: 8
Coding region: 512-1207 (231 amino acids)
Biological process (GO): regulation of potassium ion transmembrane transport
Cellular component (GO): voltage-gated potassium channel complex
Molecular function (GO): calcium ion binding; potassium channel regulator activity
Source: RefSeq, a predicted model, not a curated record